Xiphophorus hellerii (green swordtail) is the source of this 3019-nucleotide messenger RNA. It is a transcript of the gene tmtopsb, whose product is annotated as teleost multiple tissue opsin b. The record is from RefSeq and is a predicted model, not a curated record. Bases 832 to 2022 code for a protein of 396 amino acids. Gene Ontology annotation, biological process: visual perception; G protein-coupled receptor signaling pathway. Gene Ontology annotation, cellular component: membrane. The transcript is spliced from 4 exons. NCBI's taxonomy places the organism in Eukaryota, Metazoa, Chordata, Actinopteri, Cyprinodontiformes, Poeciliidae. Gene Ontology annotation, molecular function: G protein-coupled receptor activity.
CAGUCUCAAAAUGUUUGUGUGUUUUUUGUGCCAAUUCUUGACAUUUGGAGCUCUGAAAUUUCUGAGUUUUUUCUUGCAAACAUUUGACACUUGGAGCUCAGAAAAAGUUUUUUUCUGGAAACUUUCAGAUUCAAAAUUUCACUUUUUUUUGCUCACAAGUUUUCAACUUUCGGAGCUGAGGAAUCUUUUGUUUUUUGUAGAAAAUUUCUUAAAUAAAUCUCCAAAUUUCUUAUUUUUCUUGCAAAUUUUUGACUUUUCAAGCUCAGAAAUGUUUUUCUAGAUAUCAAAGUGUCUGUAAUUUUUUUCUCACAAAUUUUGAACUUUUGGAGCGCAGAAUACUUUUCUAGAUUAUUUUUGACUACUACUAUCUACUGUUUUUUUUUUGUUUUUAGAAUAUGAUGAUCGCAUGAAUGUACUGUAAUGAAAUCCAGCAGAGCCUCUUGUCUUUCUGCUCUUCAUCCUCUCUCAUCGUCUUCUGACUCGUCAGGCUCCCAGUUACACCGAGCCGCUGAAUCUGCCUCCAAACACUCUGGCGCAGACUGCGCUCCGACGCCGCCUCCUGUUGAGUUUUCGUCCCCCGGCGCGUUAAAAGGCGCAGUUGGCGAUAAAAGCAGAAGCGCACAGCUGAAUGUGAAGCGGGUUGGGUGGCGGCUCUCUGCAUCACCCCCAUGUCCUCUCUGAGUCUUCCCUCAUUGGACACUUUGCUCCGCUGAGCAGGAACACCUGUAUGUACGAUGCGCGCAAACUACCGCGGUGCGCCAUCUCCUCUCCGGAUGCGCUGACCGAGACCCGGAUGGGUGCAAACUUCCCCUCUGGUCCAAACUUCCCGGUAUGAUCGCUUCCAACGCGAGCCUGAGCUGUGCGCGGUGUCCCGGGGAAGCGACGACGGAGGCGAGCGGAGCGGUUCCGGGCUCAGUGCCGGCGCCCUCCCUGAGUCCGACGGGGCACCUGGUGGUGGCGGUGUGCCUGGGCUGCAUCGGCACGCUGGGCUUCCUCAGUAACUUCCUGGUGCUGGCGCUGUUCUGCCGGUACCGGGCUUUGCGCACGCCCAUGAACCUGCUGCUGGUGAGCAUCUCGGUGAGCGACCUGCUGGUCAGCGUGCUGGGGACCCCGUUCAGCUUCGCGGCCAGCACCCAGGGGCGGUGGCUGAUCGGACGCGCUGGAUGCGUUUGGUACGGCUUCAUCAACGCGUGUCUGGGCAUCGUCUCCCUGAUCUCCCUGGCCGUUCUGUCGUACGAGCGUUACUGCACCAUGAUGACGCCCACCAUGGCGGACGGCAGGGACUUCCGGCCGGCGCUGGCAGGAAUCUGCUUCUCCUGGCUGUACUCCGUGGCCUGGACGGUGCCUCCGCUGCUGGGCUGGAGCCGCUACGGCCCCGAGGGGCCCGGCACCACCUGCUCUGUUGACUGGAAGACCCAAACUCCAAACAACAUCUCCUACAUCAUCAGCCUUUUCACCUUCUGCCUUGCCUUGCCGUUCGCUGUCAUAGUCUACUCCUACGGGAAGCUGCUGCUCACAAUCAGACAGGUGCGCAGAGUGAGCUCAGUGGUGACGCGGCGCAGAGAGCAGCGCGUUCUGGUGAUGGUCGUCAUCAUGGUGGUCUGCUACCUGGUCUGCUGGCUGCCGUACGGCGUGGCCGCUCUGCUCGCCACCUUCGGCCCCAGAGACCUCCUGACGCCGGCGGCCAGCGUCACGCCGUCGCUGCUGGCCAAGUUUUCCACUGUGGUCAACCCUUUUAUUUACAUAUUCAUGAACAAACAGUUUCACAGAUGUUUCCGGGCCUUCUUCUCCUGCUCCGUUCCAGAAUCAGGCUCCACCUUAAAGACAUUUUCCCGGCUGACCAAGACGUUCCGCUCCGCACGUCCGGAGAGGAACCACCAGGUGACGGUGCCCGCCCCGUCCACGGCGCCCCCAACGCCCGUCCGCGGGUUGUCGGCGAACAGCGGCUGCUCUGCUGCAGAACCCCCGUCUGCUGCCGGACCCAAACCCAAAGUGAUUCUGGUGGCUCACUACAGGGAAUAAAGAGACGCAGAAUAAAGGGAGCAGGUCUCCGAAAAGACAAAGCAUCUUUAUUAGCAGAACCGAACAUGCAGAACCAUUUAAUCCAGGUGAAACGUGCUGCGAUCCGAGAACAAACACUCUCUGAAGCUUUGUGUACAAAGCAGACUGAAGAUGUGAGAUUAGGGCUACACACAGUGCUUUGUGUUGACAUUGCACACCUUUCCCUUCUGGAUUUACAAACCGAGUCCCAUUCAGUGGAGCCGCAACAGAAACACCUAAUGCUUAACACAGAGGAGAGCGGAGGGAUUCUUCCUGGAUUCACAUCUAAAUGUCUCUGAUGUUGGUUUGUUUUGGCAGCUGUUUGUUGUUUUAGUUCACCUUGUAGAAAUGAUGCAGGUAAAUUAAGUGAGGAUAACUUGUUUUUAUCGUCCUUAGAUAUUUGGGCUUUGAAAUGUUUUUGCCUAGAUUUACAGAAGCUGCUUGUGAAAUCAUUCAGUAACCCAAUAAUUAGCCUUCAUAAGGACUUCAUUUAGAUUUCACAUUUUGUCAUGUUGCACCACAAAUUUCAGAUAUUUUAAAUAGAUUUCAUGUUUAUGACCGACACAAAGUUACACACAAAGAGGGUGAAGGAAACAGGUUCAUGGUUUAAAGUUUUGAAGAAAUACAAACCCCAAAUGUUAGUUUUUCUUCAGUUACCUCUGACAUCUACGGAAGGCAAUUAGGGCCACUGAAGAAGGUUUUAAAAAAUAAAACAAAAUCAAAACAUUUUUCUUUGAAUUUUUACUUUUUCAAACUUGACAUUUUAGACUUUUUUCUAAAAUGUUGACUUUAUUUAGUCUCAGAAAUCUUUUUCCCCUCAGAAUUACUUCUUACUUAGUUUUGAGUUCUCCAAAAUUGUUGUUUUUCUUAGAUUUAGUUUUUUUCCCACAGAAUUUUGACAUUUUUUCCUCAUAACACUGUUUACUAUAAAAAAAUUACAUGUUUUUUCAGAAUUCUAACAUUUCCUCACUUGUUUUUU